AUGGACGGGCCGGAACGUAACAGCGUCGAGACCGAGGACCGGCCUCUUCCAGCCCUUCCUCGUCGUGUGUCUACAUUUGAAGAGGAAGAGAAAGUGCCUGGUAGCCCGAAUUCAGCGGUCCGACCCCGACCGGGUUCCAUGCAGUCCUAUCAGAGACAGAAAAAGAAAGUUGUCUGGAAAGGCAAGACGUGCAUUAUAGCGUUGCCUCUGACGGACCGGCAAGCCACAGGUCUCCCACCUCUAUUGACGGCACAAGAAAUCAAGGAGCGGAUCCAAGGAUGGAUUGCUGCCGGGUAUCGUGUGGAUGGCUUCGAGUCCGGCGGCCUUCCCUCAGGCGCACCCGUCGAGAGCAGUGGCCAGAGCCGGCCUGUCUACCCAGAUCCGACGGAGAUACAGGCCGAGCGCAAGUCACGUCGUUAUCAAGUCCACGUCCCUGACCAAGCAGAAUGGGAUUCGUGGGUAAACUAUCUGAAAGAGGAGAAACUACGAGCGUUGGGUGUGAGUCCAAGCAAUUCGGACGCUCCUCCACCGACGAAGUCACCUUUCUUAAACACCUUGAGUCGGGUCUCCUCCGGUUAUCCAGGUCUGGCGCACUCACCUCCAAUCGCGCCCUCAUCUUCCGGAAGCAAUCCUGCGAGGCCGGUGGGCCAUACCUUUUCCCCUUCUCUGGUUUCGUCGACCGGGAUCAGCCCUCAGCCUCCUUCGGUGACGUCGUCCCAGUUUAAUGCUCUCCCGAUGCCACCGCAUGGUUACAAGCAGUCGGUUGCCCUGCCGAUUGCUCAGGGGAGAAUCAUCUCGCCCUUCGAGCCUUCGCUUUCCCAGUCAAGCUCAUUUGGUCCCGGGGCUCGGCCGAACAUACAGCCCCUGUCGUCGCGUCAGAACAGUUUCUCGCCAAACCAUCCCCUACAUCUCCCAAAUCUUGGGGAAGUCUUAUCUCCAAUGUCUCAAUCACGAGCCAUGGACGUGCGCGGCGUUCACGCCAACUUUAUCCCCGAAUCGGUCCGGCAUAAUCUCAUGCCAUCGCAAGGACAAGUGCGUCUCCCUCAGAAUCUGAACCAGACCACACCAAGCCCCGGCCUUGGCCCGCGGGUUGACCGCCUAGAUCGAAAUGGAUCCUCUAGACCGCCGAUCGAGAUUGCACAUCCUAAGCCGAAGAGUCAUCGUCACAAUCUCAGUAUGGCGCUUCAAAGGGAGAUUGAUGAAGCCGAAGCUGCAUUGCAUUCCAAGGAGGGGGAUGCCGAUGCCACUGAGGACUUUGAUGGGUUCGAAAGGAAGAAUUCUACCAUAGACGAGUCUUUGCAUGAGGAACUUCCUAUUCUCCGGCGUCCUGAGACAAUCACAGAUGAAAGAUCCGAGAUCGAGACCAAUCCGAGCAUAGCUGCGACUCCACUGCUCAUGGAUGACAAAAACCCUUUUGUGAAUUGGCAGGCCUUGAGUGACGCUGCCAAAGCCGAGCCCUCUACUGCUCAUGAGCGGGAUCGUUCACCGAACAAGUUCAAUGUGGAGGCGAAGGACUUCGAUCCUCGAGCCGGUUUCUCGAGCACGAACUUCUCCUUCGGAGGGGACACCUUCACGCCCUUUGGUCUACCUGUGCAGCCGCCUGCUCCCUCUGUGCCUAAGCCUUCGCCCAAGAGUAGGAUUUCGAUGUCUCAUCUCAAUGCGGAUGCACCUGCUUUCACUCCUUCAUUCAUGGCGCAGAAGACCCAGAAAGAAGCACCAUUCAAAUUCAGCUCUGCAACUUUCAACGUGGAAGCUCCGGAGUUCAAUCCUUCCCGACCGCUAUACGGGGAUUCCCAACGGAGUGUCAGCUACCCUGUUCGAGGGAGCACUAAAAGCCCAGACAGCAUAUUCGGUACCGUUGUCGUCGAUCCAGCAUCCAAGGUAUCGAGAAGAGCAAGCAAAGCCGUUCCAAUCCUCAACCCCACGCCAAAGCAUGACCAAGGGGCCGCGACAGAUACCGAUCCGGAAGAAGAUGACGGCCGACCUAUGGCGCCUACAGAUAGGCAGAAGCGUGUCCGACGCAGCAGCGAUGGGGAUGGCAAUGCUGUCUAUGCCGAAUCAGCACCGUUCCAUCACUCAAGGAUCUUGUCGGAGAUUGUCGACGAUGUCGACGCAAAUGGACCUAGGCUAGAAAGUCCAGAAAAAACUACUGAUGGCUGGGCCUAUAUCCCUGCAGAGGAACCAGAACGGCAGCUGGGAAGCAACGGCGAGAUAGCUUCGGGCCGAAAGGAAGACGAACUUGCCCCGAGUGAUUCAGAUUUCACUUUCACAGAUCAGCAAGACGCUGCCAAGUUCAACGAAGCUCGUCCUCGAGAGGUCGGCGACAAAUCUGAGACUGGAGAGGACCUUCAAGGCGAGGUGGCAGAGGAUCUUGGACAAAAGGUGCCGGGCCCAGAGACGUCUACAACCGCUGCAGGUCAUGAUCGGGGCCCCAAACCAGCCCUGUCGGCGCUUGCCAAACCAUUCGAGCUCACAUCCCAGUUCUCGAGCCCAGAUGCGGCCGCCUCGAUCGCCACUCCUCAAAAGCCCCAAGGACUGGAAGCUUCGAAAUAUGCGGUAAAAUCUAGCCCGAAACAAGCCUCCACCGAUAUUACAGCCACUCUUUCCUCCCCUCCGGCGGAUUUGUAUCACUAUGCGGAACCAGGAACUACCUUGGAGUCCGAUGUCGAAGAAGUCGUCGAAGUGUUUGAAGAAAGUACUGGUGAGGACACUGCUCCGUCUCGUCGAGAGCACGAGAGUUCGCCGCAGCAGUCCGAAGCUCGUGACUCCCCGCAUCACGUGGAAGAGGAUGAAUUCGACACCGAGCCUCCACGGCGACGACCGCAAGACGAACCUGUCCCAUCAUUUGAAGAGAUUGACGCGGUUAUGAAACAGUUUGAAGUGCACCCCGAAUUGGGCAUCGAACGGAACGAUACUCCGCUUCAAUUAUCACCACUCAUUGAUCUACGUCUUGGUCAAAACUUUCGAAGUGACGCUCCGAGUCCCAGUCCCCUGAGGCCUCAAACGGACCAGGGUCCUGAGAGUGAGAAAUCAUACCAUGCGUCAUUGGGGCAUCAAGUUGGAGUGCAUAACCUUAAUAGCGGCAGGGAUGACGUUAGCGAGUGGGAUGACACCUUGCCUGCUGCGGAAGAAGCCAAACUGCAACUUCGUUCCGAGUUUUUUGAUGGUCAUGUCGCGGACUUGGUCGGCGGCCUACUCGAGAAUCGCCUCGGUCCCCUAGAGCGAACCCUACAAGAGAUCCGGCAGUCUGUGGCCGUCGUGGCUUCAGAGACCAGGCCCAAGAGCAGCCGCCGCAGCAUUUCCCCCGGGCUCAAAAAUUCCGAUGCCGACGAUGAAGACGACCACGACGCUUGGGAAGGGUCCGCGUCCUACCGAACGAAAUCUCCCGAGGCGAGAAGAGGGGGCCGCAAGCAAGACAAGAUCCGUGCCGCCGUUACUGAAGCACUGGCUACAUACCAGGCAGCAGCCUUGUCUCAAAAUACAAUCGACAUGGCCGAGAUCAACACCAUUUUGCAAGAAUUGAGACAAGUUGCUCAGCAAACAGGAUCUCAGGAUACCCGGGCGGAACUGAAGACGAUUGUGGAAGACGUCAUCUCCCACCAUCCUCGGUUACGGGGUUCGAGAGUUCAGCAAGAUCACGAGACCACCGAAAUGAAGUACAAGCCGCAGAUCGAUGGCCUGGAGAGUAUGCUCAAGAUAUCGCAAGAACACGCUGCCGAGGAAGCUCGGCUGCGAAGGCAGGCAGAAGAGGAAAUCAACGAGCUGAAAUUGCACCUUCGUAUUGCCGAAGAGGAAGCCGCGCAGUACCGCGAGUCAUCGGAAGAGGCGCAACAUUCAUUGCGAGCUUUUGUCGAAGAGAAGGAAUCAUACAAAACCCUGGAGCAGGACAAUGAUGCUCUCAGUCUCAAAAACGCUGCUCUAGAGACCACCCUGGAGGAAUAUCGGGUUUCAAGUGAUCAGUGGCGGGAAGACAUCCGCUCGGAGCGUGAGAAGAAUAAAGAGCUCCGGGAGACGCUGCGUUACCUGCGGCAACAACUGGAGGAUCAGUCACACUCUCGACAAGACCUGCGAACGAAGCUGGAACGCGUGCAGGCCCACAUGACCCAGGUGGUGCAUGAUCUGCAUGCAGAGCAAGCAGAUUGGCGCGAAAGGGAGCACAGCCUGCUGAAUCGGCUGGCUGUCGUUCAAAACGAACUCGACUACGAGCGGAGACACCGCGAAAAGGCGGAACUCGAUCUCGCUGCCUUGGACAAGGACCACCGAGCCAACCUACACUUCAAGACCGCUCUAGAGCAAUCCCAACUGGAGGUUUCGAGGUUGAAUCAAUUGACCCUAUCUCUCCAAGAAGAGAACAGAGCGCUCGACACCAAAGCGUUUAAUCUCGACCGAGAACUGGCACACGUCGUCAACAGCAAAGACGCAGAAUUGGCGACGUCCACCACCAAACUCCAGGCCGAGCUUGACAGUACCAAAUUGCAGCUGCAGAGCAUCCGAACCGAUUCCGAGGCUCAGAUCUUGCGGCUGCAAAGCCGGCUUGACCAUGCCGAAUUGGACAUUGAAGAUCAAAAGGCCAAGCAUGACGCCUUGAUGAGUGAAACCAUCGACGCACACAAAGAGGCACUCCGAGAAGCCAACGAGAAGCGGGAGCGUGCGCUAGAAGACCAGCAUCAGACCCACGAGAAGAAACUCAACGACCUCCGCGACCGUCACACGAGGGAGCUGCAUAAUUCGUUCGACAACAGAACCCGGCUUGAACACCAUUUCAAUGAGACGUUGAGUUUGAGCAACGAUAAAGUGAAGCAUCUGGAAAGCAAGGUCGCCGAUCUCGAGGAACGACUAGAAAUUACCAAGUCGGCGGCCCGGGCGGCCGUGGAAGCGGCAGCAGCCAAGGGGGUCAACGUUCCCACUCCCGCACCCUCUGUCGUUGCAUCGCCACCUCAACGUGCCUCCAGCGCCUCGAUCUCUUUGGUCAGGGGGUCCGAUGUUCCGGAGAAAAUCUCGCCGCAGGCUCUGCGAGAGUCGAUUAUGGUUCUCCAAGAUCAACUGCAGAACCGGGAGCAAAAGAUUGAGAAAUUGGAAUCCGAGCUUGCCGCGGUCGACACCGACGCGCCCGGUAAGCUCAAGGAACGUGACACGGAGAUCACUUGGCUCCGCGAGCUACUCAACGUGCGGAUCGACGACCUCGAAGACAUCAUCAACCUUGCGUCGCAGCCGGACUUUGACCGGGACAGCGUCAAAGAUGCGGCGAUCAGACUCAAGGCGAAUCUGCAAAUGGAGCAACAACUCAAGGAACGUACGGCGUCCGGGUCGACAAGUUCGUUCCCAUCCCUCUCCGCGUUGUCAAGCUAUGCUCAAUCACCACGGGCGCUUCCAAUGGCUGCAGCUGCCGCGUGGGGUAACUGGCGAAGAGCCAGAGACACUUCGAUGGGGGCGUUGUCAGACCUGGCAUCCACCAUUGGCAGCCAAACUCAGACCCCGUCAAAGUCGACGCUCGGAAGUCCGGCCAGUUUUCUUUCAGGCAUUAUCACCCCCCCAAGCACGAGCCACCGGGCCGUUAGUGCUGCUGGAGGCGGCGGGACUGGUCCGUUGAACUCGAACGAGUUAUCGAUCCCCCCGCCGAGCAUGAGACCUCUGGCGGCGGUGGCGGCGGCGGCACAAGCACGAAAGGGAAGUGGGGAAUCGCCGCGACCGUUAAGAGCGUGGAACUCACAACCCAGGUCUCUGUCGAGCAGACAACAAGACAAGAGACGGGAGAGUAAUGAGGCACAAGAGAAGAGGCGCCUCAGUCCUGAAGCUCAGUUUCAGCCUGGGCCUGGGCCUGGGCCUACAUCACCGCGUACACCGACACCGGGGCUUGAAAAAUCCGGUCGACCGAACCCGAACUCGAACCUGAACCUUGAUCUCACAGAAGACGUGGACGACGACGCGUCUCUGCUGGAUAGCACGAUGACGGGAUCGGGGCAUCUCGAAGAUGCGGAGCCGGAGCCAGAGCGAGAGCCAGAGCCAGAGCCAGAGUCAGUACCGGAGCCGGAGCCGAUCACCCAAUAA
This is a messenger RNA of Capronia epimyces CBS 606.96, 6048 nucleotides long. RefSeq lists its product as uncharacterized. NCBI's taxonomy places the organism in Eukaryota, Fungi, Ascomycota, Eurotiomycetes, Chaetothyriales, Herpotrichiellaceae. Bases 1 to 6048 code for a protein of 2015 amino acids. The transcript has a single exon. The record is from RefSeq and is a predicted model, not a curated record. Gene Ontology annotation, cellular component: cytoskeleton.